Molecule: messenger RNA, 2166 nt
Organism: Purpureocillium lilacinum
Lineage: Eukaryota; Fungi; Ascomycota; Sordariomycetes; Hypocreales; Ophiocordycipitaceae
Source: RefSeq, a predicted model, not a curated record
AUGGAUUCUCUCGGCAAGGCGUUCAAAACCGGGCUGGCCAAGGCCUAUGCCGCUGGCCAGCAACAAGUUCAGCAGAGGGUGUCGAAGCUCCAGGACCAAUCCAGUGGCUCUAAACCACCACAGGGCUACGGCUACGGCGGCGGACAAUAUGGUGCCGGAUACUACAACGCCGCCCCACAGCAGACGCACCAUGCAGCGUAUCCGAACCCCGCGGCAACAUCCUACUCUGCACCACAGAAUGCCGCGACGACCCAUUCGUCGCAACAUGCAGCGAACGCGCCCAUUGGACAGCUGUCCAAUGUCAUGGACAGGCUCAAUGUCAGCUCUAGCGCUCCGCGACCGCAGCCAUUGCCACCAUCAAUGCCCGUAGCACGAUCUUCCAAGAAGACAUUGCAGCCGAUCAAAGACAAGGGCGAACCGAACGAUGUUGUCCGGUACUGCUCCGAAAACAGGGUUGUGGAUUACGCCCUAGACUGGUACCACCUAGAAGGCGUGCCGUCCUACCUCAUCUGCACCCGUUGUCAUGCGGAGAACAUCAAGAGCACUUCCCUAGAGUCAAGCUUCAUUCGCAUAAAGCGGCCUGAUGGCUCACUGUCUACUUGCGGCUUUUACUUUCCGCGGGUCAAGGACGGGCUGUGGCCCUUGUCUCUCCGUUCCAACAACACAGAUUCACUCAGUGCUUUCAUGCUGAAGCGCCUCGAUAUCCCUGCCUGCAAAGGCGCCAGUGUUGUCACAGCUACCGACGGCUUAAAGUGGUUUGGCAUGGCGGCCAACGACAUCGACGGUUUCAUUGCCUGCGAAGCCUGCUACGAAGACUCAGUUGUUGGGACACCAUUCGAGCCGCGAUUCACGCCGUAUCAACAGCAGGGUCCUGAUGACAAAUGGACUUGCGACAUGCAAAUUCCAUACAUCAUGCGCGCUGCCGCAGACUUCUCCAAGCGCAAUGACUGGCAAGGCUUCGUAACUGCUGCUACUAAGCGCUGUCAGGUUCCCGCCUGUGAAGGCAAAGACGUCGAAUUGAACUCGCUCACCUGGUAUUUGCCACGACGGAACAUUGAUAACUUCCACGUUUGCGAGACAUGCUACCUGGACAAGCUCGCCUACACAGAGUUUCAGCACGAGUUUGAGGCUCACCCGCCGAAAGCUGGCUUUGACGCUUGGAUGGACAUGCUUGGGAAGAGGAGAAUCUGUGAUCUGUCGACCGGAAAACUGCCAAUGGCGUUUGCCCUCGAGGCCGCGCUUUUCACCAACGACUUUGACGGUUUCGCCCAACGUGCAAGCAAAAUUUCCAGCCUGGUACCGUGUACGGCGAAUGGCAUCAUCCGAGGCAACUGGUGGACGGUAUCGGGUGGGUGUCCAGACUUCAGUAUCUGCGAAUCCUGCCACACAGGCAUCAUUCAGGCCAACAAGAUGGAGACCUUCUUUGAACCAGCCUCUCGGGACGCCGAGGCAACAAUAGUCUGCAGCUUCUGUGUCGCCAGCCCUCGUUUCAAACAGUACAUGACCAACUUUAUCCAAUCAUUUGAUACGGGGAUAUUCUACCCCUUCACAGACUUCGUCAUCAAAUUUGCGGGAGUCCAGGCCUGCGCUGGUAUCAAGAGCCGCGAGAAGACGAAGUGGUGGGGCUACCCCGAGGCUCUCUUCUGCGAGAACUGCUAUCUUAGCUUUGUCGCCAAUACGCCUCUUGGCAGUGAACUUACCUUUAAUGGAGAGUACGACGAGCGCUUCCAGAUCUGUCAGGUCUGGUCGCCUCGAAUGCGAGGCAUGUGGCUGAAGGCAUGUGAAGCUGGGAAGUCUGGCUCCGAGGAGUCCAAUGCAGCCUUGAACGAGUUCAAAGAGUUCGCAUCUCGGAGACUGCAAGUCUGGAUCAAGACUGUACCCAGGAUUGAGUUCAUACAGCAGAUGAAGCAGAUGAGGAUGAUGAACGCCAUGCACCAAGGCCAGCUGAGCCUCAUGUACUCGGGCAUGAACAGCAUGGCGGUAUUGAGCGAUACGACAGACGGCAACUUGCAUGGCAAUAGCUCCAUUGGGUGGUACGAAACGGAGCAUGGAGCCACGGGGGCGCAGCUUUUCAACAGCAUGCAAUCAGGAAUGGCCAAUGCCAACCGUGGAGAUGAAUGGGCGGAAGUCAUGCAGCUGUCACAGAUGUGGACUGAGGUUGAAUGA